Molecule: messenger RNA, 2187 nt
Organism: Nannospalax galili (Upper Galilee mountains blind mole rat)
Lineage: Eukaryota; Metazoa; Chordata; Mammalia; Rodentia; Spalacidae
Gene: Cpne6
Product: copine 6
Exons: 17
Coding region: 262-1935 (557 amino acids)
Biological process (GO): cellular response to calcium ion
Cellular component (GO): plasma membrane
Molecular function (GO): calcium-dependent phospholipid binding
Source: RefSeq, a predicted model, not a curated record
GAACUGCCCCCCAGCCCGCCCUUCUCCCCUACUUCUAUGGCUCCCUCCCAGGCAGUGGCCUUGCCCCUCCCCUCUUCUCCCUCCCAACCAGUCUGUGCAAGGGGGGGGAGCUGGUGCUGCGCCCCCCCUCCUCCCCAUCCAGGCCCCAUAAAUAGCAGCAGAGCCGGAGCUGGAGCCAGCGCCAGCGGCUGGAGCAGCAAAGGAGUCAGGGGCAGGGCUGGAGAGCUGAACAGAGAAGACCCCGACUAAGAGCCCAGUGAUAUGUCGGACCCUGAAAUGGGAUGGGUGCCUGAGCCCCCAGCCAUGACACUGGGGGCCUCUCGGGUAGAGCUGCGGGUGUCCUGCCAUGGCCUUUUGGACCGAGACACACUCACAAAGCCCCAUCCCUGUGUGCUACUCAAGCUCUACUCUGAUGAACAGUGGGUAGAGGUGGAGCGCACAGAGGUGCUUCGUUCCUGUUCUAACCCCGUCUUCUCCCGGGUGCUGGCCAUCGAGUACUUUUUCGAAGAGAAGCAGCCCCUGCAAUUCCAUGUGUUCGACGCUGAGGAUGGAGCCACCAGCCCCAACAAUGACACCUUCCUUGGCUCUACAGAGUGCACCCUGGGCCAGAUUGUGUCACAAACCAAGGUCACCAAGCCACUGCUGCUGAAGAAUGGAAAGACAGCAGGCAAGUCUACUAUCACGAUCGUGGCUGAGGAGGUAUCAGGUACCAAUGACUAUGUGCAACUUACCUUCAGAGCUCACAAGCUGGACAACAAGGAUCUCUUCAGCAAAUCUGACCCUUUCAUGGAGAUCUAUAAGACCAAUGGAGACCAGAGUGACCAGUUGGUCUGGAGGACUGAGGUGGUGAAAAACAACCUGAACCCCAGCUGGGAGCCAUUCCGCCUGUCCUUACACUCUCUGUGCAGCUGUGAUAUCCACCGACCUCUAAAGUUUCUGGUGUACGACUAUGACUCCAGUGGGAAGCACGACUUCAUUGGCGAGUUUACCAGCACGUUCCAGGAGAUGCAAGAAGGGACUGCAAACCCUGGACAGGAGAUGCAGUGGGAUUGUAUCAACCCCAAGUAUCGGGACAAGAAGAAGAAUUACAAGAGCUCAGGGACAGUAGUGCUGGCCCAGUGCACAGUGGAAAAAGUGCACACCUUCCUGGAUUACAUCAUGGGUGGCUGCCAGAUCAGCUUCACGGUGGCCAUUGACUUCACCGCCUCCAAUGGGGACCCGAGGAGCAGCCAAUCCCUACAUUGCCUCAGCCCCCGCCAGCCCAACCACUACCUACAGGCCCUGCGCACAGUAGGUGGCAUCUGCCAGGACUAUGACAGUGAUAAGCGGUUCCCAGCUUUUGGCUUUGGAGCGCGAAUCCCCCCCAACUUUGAGGUGUCCCACGACUUUGCUAUCAACUUCGAUCCAGAAAAUCCUGAAUGUGAAGAGAUCUCAGGGGUCAUAGCCUCCUACCGCCGUUGCUUGCCCCAGAUCCAGCUCUAUGGCCCCACCAACGUGGCCCCCAUCAUCAACCGUGUGGCUGAGCCAGCUCAGCGGGAGCAGAGCACGGGUCAAGCCACGAAAUACUCGGUACUGCUGGUGCUCACAGAUGGUGUGGUGAGCGACAUGGCUGAGACCCGAGCUGCCAUUGUGCGGGCCUCCCGCCUCCCCAUGUCCAUCAUUAUCGUGGGUGUGGGCAACGCUGACUUCUCUGACAUGCGGCUACUGGAUGGUGAUGAUGGUCCCCUGCGCUGCCCACGAGGGGUACCAGCAGCCCGAGACAUCGUCCAGUUUGUGCCCUUCCGAGACUUCAAGGAUGCCGCCCCCUCUGCUCUAGCUAAGUGUGUCCUGGCAGAGGUGCCACGGCAGGUAGUAGAGUACUAUGCCAGCCAAGGUAUCAGUCCCGGAGCUCCCAGGCCCUGUACACCAGCUGUGACGCCCAGUCCUAGCCCAUGACAGCCUCUCAACAGACCAGCACUCCCUCAGCCUCUCAGUGCCUGUCCUUACCCUUGUGACUCCAGUGACCAGUGCCUCUGCCACUUGGACCAGCAGUGCCCUGUGGAUCCUAGAAGUGAGUGGUGAGCCCCACUCCCAUCCCUCCGAACCCCAUAAUCCCUAAACUCUGUGGACCCCCAUUGACUUCCUUCAGUUAUUGUGACUUACUGGCUGUUAAUAAAGAGAACUACCCCCCCACAGCACUCUGCUUCU